Emericellopsis cladophorae is the source of this 1668-nucleotide messenger RNA. RefSeq lists its product as uncharacterized. NCBI's taxonomy places the organism in Eukaryota, Fungi, Ascomycota, Sordariomycetes, Hypocreales, Bionectriaceae. The transcript has a single exon. The record is from RefSeq and is a predicted model, not a curated record. Bases 1 to 1668 code for a protein of 555 amino acids.
AUGCAUAAGAUCAAGUGUGCGGCAGGUUGCUUGCGGAUCCUUCAUCGGCUUGACAAACUCGACGAAGCUGCUCGGAUCGCUAGAGAGGUCACGGAUUUCCUGGCCGUCCUCAACCCGCGGUGGCUCGGUCACAGAGACAGCACCUUUCUCAUGUCGGUCUUCAACGGCGUGCCUUCCGAUGCAUUUGCAGUCAUGCUACAGCAUGAUCCGACGAAACCACAUCUGGCGCUCCAGUGUCUGGAGGGUGGCCGGGCCGUUGUCCUCGGUCGGAGAACUGACGGAGAGGACGGGACUAAAGGGUUAAAAGACCUGCGACCAGAGCUCGCGGAAGAAUUUAGACAGCUCACCGGAGUGCUCAGGAGCCCUACAUACGAGGCCACGAAUAGUCUGCCCAAGAAUGUUGUCAACGAGCCAACACCAGACAAUGAUUCGAGGGGGCGAAACAAGCCCUUGCAAGACUACCUGUCCUGUCUUGCUACAAUUCGCGCCACCAAAGGGUUCGAGGACUUUCUUCUCGGUCCUUCUGAACAGGAGUUGAUGGCCUGUGCGACUGAGGGGCCUAUCUUCUUCGUCAACAGCUCGCAUCUCAGGAGUGACGCUGUUAUUGUAUCUCGCAAUAGGAUCAAAACUCUUCAGCUUCCUGAACUCUGCGGAGAAGAGAUUCUUAAGUGGUCCAAGAAGACGGCCUGGUCGGGCAGUCCCAACGACGAUCAGGCGCUCAUCAACAUGGAACUCCGGAGCUACUUGACAUGGAUAUGGAAAGUCUGCGUGAAACCGAUUUUAGAGGAGGCAGGGAUAUUGAACUGUCAAUGCCCCCAAAAACUUCCGCGAGUAUGGUGGAUCAGAAGCGGCCUGGCGUCAUCCAUGCCGCUCCACGCUGCGACUGAAAAUUUCAAGGAAAGUUCGAGGAACAACGUUUACUCACGCACCAUAUCCUCAUACGUGCCAAGUCUGCAGCUCCUACGCGCCUCUCGAGACCGUAUACUCGACGUCCAGACACAGUCGGCCUCCUCUCCCGACGAGGAUAGGAGGCGACGACCGGGAAACCUCCUGCUUGCCACCAUGGCCACCACGCCGGGGUUUGGAGACCUCGAUGUUAAGGCAGAAAUAGGCGCCGUCCGCGCAGCCGCGCAUAAUAGGUUUGAGCUCAAUUUGAUCAAGCAACCGUCCGCAGGCAAAGUCACCGCAGCCAUAGAAGACUGCGGCAUCUUCCACGUCUCCUGCCACGGCGAACCAUCGCGUCUGGACCCUUUGAUGAGCCACCUUGUUUUCGAGAAGACGGUAGAAUCUGGCAUCCGUGUUCAAGAUUUUCUCUCGAUACAGCACGUCUUCCAAUUGAAGCUUCGGCAUGCCUUCAUAGCCGUCCUCUCGGCCUGCUCCACAGCACGGAACGAAGUCGAUCCGCUGCAGGACGAGGCCCUUCACCUAGCCAGCGGGUUCCAGGCAGCCGGGUUCCCGCACGUUGUGGCAUGCCUCUGGCCCUCGAUGAAUGAUGAUUGCGUGUCGAUCACGGGUUGGUUCUACACCUCGCUUUUUGGGCCCGGGGAGGAGAACAUGCUCGACAGCAGGAGGAUAGCUGAAGCCAUGCGGGAGAGCGUGGUGACGCUCAGGAGUCAGAAGCGGAAGCGGCCGCUGGAGUGGGCGCAGUUCGCUCACUUUGGCGCAUGA